CACAGAGGGGAGUCCCAGCCUCCCGGCUCUAGCCCGGGCCCCGGCGCUAAGACCCAGCAGGAGCUCCGGGGAGUGAGAGGAGAGUGGGCUGGAGCCCGUCGGUCCUGCGGCUGCUCGGGGAGCCUCGGGGACGCGGCGCGGGCAUGGCUCGCGCGGCGUGGGGGCUGCUGUGGCUGCUGCUGGGCAGCGCCGGCGCGCAGUACGAGAAGUACAGCUUCCGAGGAUUCCCUCCGGAGGACCUGAUGCCCCUGGCCACGGCCUACGGCCACGCGCUGGAGCAGUACGAGGGCGAGAGCUGGCGCGAGAGCGCGCGCUACCUGGAGGCGGCGCUGCGGCUGCACCGGCUGCUGCGCGACAGCGAGGCCUUCUGCCACGCCAACUGCAGCGGCCCUGCCGCCGCCUCGCAGCCCCGGCUCGAGCCCGGCCCCGAAGGAGACGGCGAUGGCGAGGACUGGGCUCGGGAGCUGCGGCUCUUCGGCCACGUCCUGGAGCGCGCCGCCUGCCUGCGGCGCUGCAAGAAGACGCUGCCCGCCUUCCAGGUCCCCUACCCGCCGCGGCAGCUGCUGCGAGACUUCCAGAGCCGCCUGCCCUAUCAGUACCUGCACUACGCGCACUUCAAGGCGAACCGACUGGAGAAGGCGGUGGCUGCGGCCUACACCUUCCUCCAGAGGAACCCCAAGCACGAGCUGACCGCCAAGUAUCUCAGCUACUACAGGGGGAUGCUGGAUAUCGGAGAUGACUCCCUUACGGACCUGGAGGCCCAGCCCUACGAGGCCGUGUUCCUCCGGGCUGUGAAGCUGUACAACAGCGGGGACUUCCGCAGCAGCACGGAAGACAUGGAGCGGGCCCUGGCUGAGUACAUGACGGUCUUCGCUCGCUGUCUAGCUGGCUGUGAGGGGGCCCACGAGCAGGUAGACUUCAAGGACUUCUACCCAGCCAUAGCAGAUCUCUUUGCAGAGUCGCUGCAGUGCAAAGUGGACUGCGAGGCCAACCUCACCCCCAACGUGGGUGGCUACUUUGUGGACAAGUUUGUGGCCACCAUGUAUCACUACCUGCAGUUUGCCUACUACAAACUGAACGACGUGAGGCAGGCCGCCCGCAGCGCUGCUAGCUACAUGCUCUUUGACCCCAAGGACAGCGUCAUGCAGCAGAACCUGGUGUAUUACCGCUUCCACCAAGCUCGCUGGGGCCUUGAAGAGGAGGACUUCCAGCCCCGGGAGGAAGCCAUGCUCUACCACAACCAGACCUCUGAGCUUCGGGAGUUGCUAGACUUCACACACAUGUACCUUCAGUCAGAUGAUGAGAUGGAACUGGAGGAGACGGAAUCAUCCCCAGAGCCUGAAGAACCCCCAUCUGACGCCGAGUUUGAAGGCGAGGGUGACUAUGAGGAGGGCCUGUAUGCCGACUGGUGGCAGGAGCCAGAUGCCAAGGGUGAUGAGGCUGAGGCCGAACCAGAGCCUGAACUGGCAUAAGAAUGGUGACACGGCAUGCCCUUCAAGCUCAGGACGCCUGGCUGGCAGCAAGAACUAUUUAUUAAAAUUUAAAGUGGCCGGGUGUGGUGGCGCACGCCUUUAAUAUCAGCAUUCCCAGGGAGGCAGAAACAGGAGGAUCUCAGAGUUUGGGGCCAGCCUGGGCUACAGAGUGAGAUCCAGGCCAGGCCAGGCUACAUAGUGAGAUCUCGUUUCAAAACAAAAACAGCUGAGUGUGGUGCACAGGCUUUUAAUUGCAGCACUUGGGAUGCAGAGGCAGGUGGAUCUCCGUGAGUUCCAGGCUAGCCUUGCCCAUGUAGUGAGUUCCAGGCCGGUCAAGGCUACAUAGCGAGACCCUGUCUAAACAGUAAAACAAAAAACCUCAGAAGGGACACAGCUAACCUAGCUCCCACCCAGACCCCACCCCACCUUUCUGUGUCCUUGAACCGCAGAAUGGUGGCCAUAUUGCUGGUUGGCAAGUGAGCUGUUGGGGUCCCUCUUCCCCCUUUCUGCUCCUCAAGGUGGGCGUUCUGUCUUCCAGCUUGAGUCUCCCAGGACCAAGGCCUGCCGGGUGACAGCUGAUGGUUGUGUCUGGGCUGCAGAUCGGGUGGUGAGGAACUCUGAGCACGAGAGUUCUGGUGCUCAAUAAAUGUUUAUGGUGGAAUGACUCAGUGCGUUUGAGGCCAGUCUCCAAGGCUGAGCUGUGUGGGUACAGGUCCUUGCUUCCCUCCCUCUGCCAGCCUUCCCUUAUCUGUGCAAUGCCAGCUGGGGUACCCUGUGGCCUUGGCAGGUCCUCUUACAGCCCUGACAUCUGAUUGAAACCGAGGAUCCCUGUUAGCUGUGUGCAGUCUCAGACCUGCCACCAGGGGGCAUGAAGACAUAGUUCCCCCGUAGCCUUCGGAAGAUGGUGGUUUCAGAUUUCUAACCAAAGUUUGGCUGGAUUGGUCUAGACCCAGGGCAUUUGGCUUGGGGCUUAGAGUGAUACGAAGAGGGCAUUAAAGACAUUC
Molecule: messenger RNA, 2476 nt
Organism: Psammomys obesus (fat sand rat)
Lineage: Eukaryota; Metazoa; Chordata; Mammalia; Rodentia; Muridae
Gene: P3h4
Product: prolyl 3-hydroxylase family member 4 (inactive)
Exons: 8
Coding region: 144-1472 (442 amino acids)
Biological process (GO): peptidyl-lysine hydroxylation; collagen fibril organization
Cellular component (GO): endoplasmic reticulum
Molecular function (GO): protein binding; collagen binding
Source: RefSeq, a predicted model, not a curated record